Messenger RNA from Eremothecium cymbalariae DBVPG#7215, 1041 nucleotides. RefSeq lists its product as uncharacterized. The record is from RefSeq and is a predicted model, not a curated record. NCBI's taxonomy places the organism in Eukaryota, Fungi, Ascomycota, Saccharomycetes, Saccharomycetales, Saccharomycetaceae. Bases 1 to 1041 code for a protein of 346 amino acids. The transcript has a single exon.
AUGAAUAUAAAAACAGAGAAUAGUAAAUGCUUCUAUGUGAAGAUAUUCGAACACGGUGAGGUCUUUAAAACAUUGGGAGUAUAUACUGAAGAAUCGGAUUUAUUGAUUGAUACUCGCAACAAGUUAAUAGGUGUUGAUGGAAGAGAAACAAAAUGGGAUUUGGAUUCAAAGCCGUUUCUUGAUUUUAUUCACGAAAGGUACGAAUCACCCGACGUUAUAUAUAGAGAUUGGCUAGUCAUCGAACGCUGUGGACGAUGGGUGCUCGAAGAAACAGACUAUACAGAUGCACAUCAUCCGAGCAAAAUGCUUACUGAGCUCCGUGAAUAUGAUUUACCGCAGAUUGGAAGUUAUGAUCUUCCACACUUGCCUUCGGAUCAUGCAUGGACUCUUCGAUGUGUCAUUGCGGACCUGGCACGAAUGUGGCGCCUUAGCGAAGACAAGUGUGCAUUACUCAAAGAGGAACUAUCUAAAACUAAAAAAGCAUCGAUAGCUUUAAUUAAUUCAAAAAAAGCUAAAAUCAGGCAACUAUCAGCUGCAAUCGAAUCCAAGGGUUACUCGCCCUCGCCGUCCCCCCCCUCUGCAGACUUACCGGAUAGCUCCAUAAUGCACAAAUUCGCAUCGACAGACACGUCCAGCAGUGCACCAAGAAUCGAAGCCUCACCACAUCCCUCUCCCAAACUCCUGAAAUCCAAUUUUGAGACUCCCAGAAUCCCCCAGCCUGACGAUUUCGAAUUCAGAGGAAUUAAUAAAUCAAUCUCCCCAUUAAAAUACCAAUUGGACCUGUCGGCAACCACAACCCCUACUACACACCCUGACCUCGCGUCUCCUCAUGCCCCUACGUCUCCUCCUCCGCCCCAAACCCCAACAAAUAAUACCUCACUUCAACCCGCAGUGUCCAUCCAUCCAAAGAUUAUCCACACCUCAUCAACCACCCACCUCACCAAACCCACAUCCCAUUCUCUCGCGCCGUACCAUCCGCCUGACGCUGUCACAGAUCCUGUGACGGAAUCAGAAACGGCCUCCGACACAGAAACCGAAUGA